Microplitis demolitor is the source of this 1826-nucleotide messenger RNA. Its product is annotated as poly [ADP-ribose] polymerase 1-like. NCBI's taxonomy places the organism in Eukaryota, Metazoa, Arthropoda, Insecta, Hymenoptera, Braconidae. Gene Ontology annotation, molecular function: NAD+ poly-ADP-ribosyltransferase activity. Bases 170 to 1516 code for a protein of 448 amino acids. The record is from RefSeq and is a predicted model, not a curated record. The transcript has 2 exons.
GAAUAUUAAAUAUUAACUACAAUUUAAUAUUUUUGAUAUCACUGUGUUAUACUCAAUACAAUAAAUAACCAAAAUAUAUAUUUUUGAUACCCUAUAAGAGAAGUAUUAAUUAUAUUAAUCAUUAAUUUGGUCAUAUAUAACUUUAUUUUAAAUAAUAAAAAUAUAUAAAAUGGAUGAACCUCAGCAAGAACGGUUAAAUCAUUCAAAAAAGAAACAAUUAAUUGAGAAUUGCUCAGCAUUAAAAAUGGACCCUGCAUUAGAAUCAAAAGCUUAUGUGUACGAGACAGUUGACCGGACAUAUUCAAUGACUUGGACAAAAGAAGAAUCACAUAAUGGUGAAAAAAUGUAUUAUUAUUAUAGAGUGCGAAUACUUGGAUUAUAUGAAAACGAUUGUGAUGAAGAUAAAAAUUAUAUACUUGAACAAAAUUGGGGUGCUUUCGAUACUGUUAAUCAUCGCAAACGUUCUGAAUCAUUACCACUAUCAAUAUGCAUUAAUAAAUUCAUAAUUCAAACAACUGAACGAAGCAGAAAUUACGUGUUUGCUAAAAUAAAAGAUAAUGAUAUUAAUAAUAAUGAUUUACCUAUAUCAAUUCGUGAGCUUAUUAUAAGAUAUAUAUUCAAUAUUGACUUUUUAGAAAGAAUGAUGGAAGAAUAUACAUUUGAUGUCAAAAAUAAAAUAAUUGAAUUCAUUAACAUAACAGGUGAAUUUAAAACUAUCAGAUCUAAAUUAAUUGAUUUUGGUGUAAUGAGACAGCGUUCUUUAGAUAAUAUCACUAAACAUGAAGCUCAGUAUGAUAUAAUACGUGAAUUUUUGAAUAAAAAAAUUACGUGUCAAUCUAAUGGUAAUGAUAAUAAUAAUAGAACUGUUAGUUUAAUGAAUUUUUAUUACAAGCAAUUACACACGACAAUAGAAGUACUCGAUAUAAAUGAUGAACGUUAUAAAAUAAUUGAAAAAUAUUUUAAAAAUACUAAAUCACCCAAACAUAAAUAUUUGCAAUUUGAAAUAGACAAUGUCUUUGCUAUUGAAAGACCUUGUGAUAAUGAUAGAUAUACGAGAAAUUUAGGAAAUAAAAAAUUACUUUGGCAUGGAACCCCUGCUUCUAAUAUUCCGUCAAUUUUAUAUGAAGGUUUUAGAAUAACUAAAGCUCGAUUUGGAAUGUUUGGUAAUGGAAUAUACUUUUCAAAUACAGUAUCUAAAUCAGUAAACUAUUUUGGUUCAAAAAAACACGGUGUUUUAUUUUUGUGUGAAGUUGCGUUGGGUAAUAUGAUGGAACAGUUUCGACUACAAUCUUUUACGAAUAUUAAUACAGAAUCAGCACACGGUUUUAAUUCAGUUUAUGGUAGAGGUAAGUGGUCACCUGAUCCAAAUUAUUCUUUUACUAUUCAUGGAGAUGUUGUUGUACCUUGCGGUCAACUUAUCAACGUCGGUUGUGGUUAUUUAGAACAUGAUGAAUUUACUGUUUAUAAUCCAGCGCAAAUAAAAAUGCGUUAUCUUGUAUCAGUUAAUUUUAAUUAAUUUUUUUUUUAUUAUUAUUAUCAGGUUAAAAAUAAUUAUAUAUGUAGGAUCAUAUAUAUUUUAUAUAUAAUUAAUAUCGAAUUAUAUUACAGUUUAUUUAACACUUGGCUAGCAAUAUACAUAUAUAUAUCAUUACAUAUUAUUAUAUAUAAUUAUAUAUGGAUCAUAUAUAAUUAGAUAUGAAUUGCCUAUCAUCAUAUAAACUUAUACAUAACUUUUUUACCCGAGUAAGCAAAAUUUAUUUUUUUAGUUACUUAGAACACAUUCCACGAUGUUAAAUAUUUAUAAUUAGCUUACUGUUUAUUUGCUA